Messenger RNA from Anopheles arabiensis, 1374 nucleotides. RefSeq lists its product as uncharacterized. The transcript is spliced from 3 exons. The coding region runs from base 570 to 1250 and encodes 226 amino acids. NCBI's taxonomy places the organism in Eukaryota, Metazoa, Arthropoda, Insecta, Diptera, Culicidae. The record is from RefSeq and is a predicted model, not a curated record.
GAGAGAGAGGGAGGUCGUAGUAGCUUAGACAGUGGAGUCGUUCGACCACUUACGUCACCGAUGGAGUGGAGUCGUCGGUUUUUGUCCGAUUCUAAGUCAACGUACGCCAACGUCGGGGCAGGGAAAACAGGUUUUGCGCCACUUUUAUUAUAACAACAAUUGCGGAUACUGUAAUACUCUCGCGCACUUGAAGAUGGCACUCCAAAGGAAUCUAUGGAAAACAAUUUACAGUUACAAACGCUGUUUCAAACGUAAAUCCCCUCCCUCCAGGCCCGCAACACUCACUCAUACACACGGAAACGCACAAUCUCCGGCUCCGAGUAAAAUGGGACGCGAUGUUCGCAAUUCAAACAAAAAACACGUUUUUUCUCUGUGUUGCUGUUUAGUGUGUGGAGGAUUUGCCUUUUGCGCGAUCUUAUCACGCAGCCUCGCGAGCCGCAAGGGUGAAGAAGAUCGCGGUCGGUUCGCGGUCGAUCGGUAAAGCCGGGCGUGUGCGGGCGCGCUGGCUCGAUGAUCGGCAAAACUUGCGCAGUAGUGUAUUGACCGGUGCGUUUGACGGAUCGAUCACGAUGAUGGCAAGCUUCUCGUCCCCGCUGGUGGCAACAAUCGCCGGAACCGUUGCGACCGUACUGCUGCUGGCGGUGAUGCAGCACCCGUCCGUCGGGGCGCAGGAGCUGUUUGCCUUUCCGGCGGAUGUAGUGGUUAGCCCGAACUUGGAAAAUGCCCGUAAUCGCACACCCGUCUAUAUACCGGGCAAGUGUAGCACGAACGAAAUUCUCUACCCCGGCGAUCACGACAGUGAUUGGGUGUGUGACUGCCGUCCAGGAUACGUGUACUCCCCACCGCAGGACAGCUGCUAUCCACUGUUCCAGCAGGGCUUCUGUCAGCCGGGCGAGUACGUGGAUCUGGCCCGCCCGUCGAUGAUCGUCAAGUGUACGCGCAACGUGUGCACGGGCAGGAACGAGGUACCGUACCGGGAGCAGUGCGUAAAGCUGCACCAGAACAAUCGGCUGUGCAAGAUCGAGCGACGGGUCAGCUGGGUGAUUGGCGUCAACAUUACCACGCUCGAGCUGGACUGUAUCGCGGGCACGACCGACCUGCUCGAGAUCACGGUCAACAACCGCAACAUGGAGGAUGGGGACGAAACGGACGCGCCGGUUGCGAUGAAAAUCGUGCAGCCCGUCUACUUCAAGGAUGCCAAGCUGUGCCAGAAUGGCACCAAAUCCAUGUACAAUGGACGAUGCCCGUAAUCUCCCAAGGGCCUUGGAUUACGACCUCUACUGCCCAUUCGGAAAGGAGGGGGAGUGGGGGGUCCAUUCCUCUGUGUAUUAUCUGCAAAUAAAAAGGGCUUCCAGCUACUAGUGUGUUUCUAAA